This is a messenger RNA of Astyanax mexicanus (Mexican tetra), 16606 nucleotides long. It is a transcript of the gene phlpp2, whose product is annotated as PH domain and leucine rich repeat protein phosphatase 2. The record is from RefSeq and is a predicted model, not a curated record. Gene Ontology annotation, molecular function: protein binding. Lineage: Eukaryota; Metazoa; Chordata; Actinopteri; Characiformes; Acestrorhamphidae. The coding region runs from base 147 to 4475 and encodes 1442 amino acids. The transcript has 19 exons.
CCGUGCGAUUCGGUCCCAUUAUGGCGUCUCACCGAAUCAGGAUGGGCUUUUUCCGCCGCCGCCUGUGCUGGAAUUUACCGCUGGUCAGCUGCGACGCGACAUCUGGACGUUUGGGUUGAAAACGGGACGUAAAUGUAGGCGAGAGGAUGAAGGACGAGGAGAACGCGGCGAGGCCGGUGCGGAAUGCCGAGGCGGACGCGAAAAACGGGGCUGCUGUGGAGGACGGCGACCGGAGCGGCGCGGCGGUGGCCGUGGCGGUGACUGGAUCUGCGGCGGGGGCUGGCGCUGAGGCUGCGUGGACCAAGCCGAAGCCGGGGCUUGUCGAGGGGGCGGGAGAGCGCGGCGCUGUGGCAGCCCGGGGUGGCACCACGGGGAUACGGGUUUUAAAGCGUAACAUGAAGCGGAACGGCAGCCGUGGCUGUGUGACCAGGAAGAACCGCUUUGGCUCACGUGAGAGAGACUGGCUAAAGGGGGAUGCCCAGCGGGGCUGCGUGUGCCUCUAUGGGGCCAGUGAGCCCCAAGCACCUGUUCCUGGGCCCCAGACCACGUCAACGGCACAACCGGACCUUAAACUGGUUUUAUGUUCAACCAGCACCACGGUGGAGGAGCUGAGUGCACAACGCAACGGCCAGGGACUGUACCUGCAGCUGCAUGGGGACCUUAUCAGGAGACUGGACUCCUCUGAAAGACCUCUUCAAAUGGUAUAUGACUACCUGACCACCAUGGGUUACGCCGACCCACUGCGCGUGCAGCAAGAAGCUGCCAACUCGGACCUCAGCUGCAUGAUCCGCUUCUACAGUGAGCGGCCGGUAAACGCAGACCAGCAGGACCGAACUCUACUGAAGGGCGUCUUUAGUGUGAGAAAGGGCAAGACGCAGCUUCACAAAUGGGCAGAGCGCCAGGUUAUCCUAUGCGGCACCUGUCUGAUCGUGGCCUCCGUUAAAGACAGCCUAACGGGCAAGAUGCACAUCCUACCCCUGGUGGGGGGGAAGGUAGAAGAAGUGAAGCGAAGGCAGCACUGUCUGAUGUUCAACUCUGCCGGUCCCCAGGCCCAGACCUACUACGUUAACUUUGAUACAUUGGCCGAAUACCAGCGCUGGCAUCGGCAGGCCUCCAAAGUUGUUUCUCAGACCAUCAGCCUGGUGGAUCUGUCCUGCUACAGUCUGGAGGAGGUGCCUGAAUACCUUUUCUACAGCCAAGAUGUCACACAUCUGAACCUACGCCACAAUUUCAUAAGCUUGGAGGGCCCUGGUGGACUCUGUAACUUUAACAGGUUUGUCCAGCUGAAGAGCCUGAAUUUGUCUCACAAUCGACUGGGUGUGUUUCCUGAAUCCGUGUGCGAGAUCCCGACCCUGUCUGAACUCACGCUUUCCUGCAAUGGACUCGGCUCCAUUCCACCCCGCAUCGGCAACCUCCAGAGCCUGCAGACACUCUGUCUGGACGGGAAUCACUUGAGCGCCCUGCCAGAGGAGCUGGGCGGCCUGUCGCAGCUCUGUAGCCUGGGGCUCUCCUUUAACAACUUCCCCAACAUCCCCGCUGUGCUGGAGAGGCUCUGUGCCGUGGACAAACUGGCCAUGGCCGGGAACAGAGUGGACACACUGGAGCUCAGCAGCCUUCUGAGAAUGAAGCACAUCAAGAGCAUUGAUUUACGGCUGAAUGGACUCCACUGUAUAAAAGGCGAGACUCUGGAACCCAUCAAGCAUCUCACCCAGCUGGACCUGAGGGACAACCGGCUGACCUCACUGGACCUGAGUGCUGCCUGCAACCUGGAGACCCUGCAGUGCCAGCGCAACCAGCUGGGGUCGCUCACACUUAGCGGCUUUACGCUGCGGUCUCUUCAUGCCAACAACAACCGUCUCGCUACAGUGAACAUCUAUCCAGUUCCCAACCAGUUGACGCACAUGGACCUGUCAUGGAAUCUUCUGGAAUAUCUGCCUGACUGGGUGUGUGACAGCAGGAAGAUUGAGGUGCUGGACGUCUCUCAUAAUCUGCUUCUAGAGCUACCUGCAAGGCUGCUCAGUGGUCUGAGUCUGCGGAAGCUACUGGCUGGCAGUAAUGCACUGCAGAGACUGCCUGACCUACUUGACCACAUCCCACUGGAAGCCCUCGACCUGCAGCACAACAAGCUUGGCGAGCUCCCGGAGAGCUUCUUCUACAAGGCCUUAAACUUAAAAUACCUGAAUGUGUCUGCCAAUGCACUGGAGACAAUCCCCCCAAGCAGCCAAUCAGAGGAGAGCUUGAGCACUCUUCAGGAGCUGUACCUCACAGGGAACAACCUGAAUGAGAACUGCGCCACCCUGCUGGUGGGACAUCAGAACCUGCGGGUCUUACAUAUGGCCUAUAACCAGCUGCUGUCGUUCCCUGCAAGUAAGCUCAGUAAGCUGGAGUUGCUUGAAGAGCUGAAUCUGAGCGGGAACAAGCUGAAGACUAUCCCCUCCACUGUGUCCAGCUGUAAAAGGCUGCAUACCCUCAUCGCACACUCCAAUCACAUCAGUGUCUUCCCUGAGGUUCUUAACCUGCCUGAGAUAAAGCUGGUGGACGUGAGCUGCAAUGAACUCACAGAGAUCCUGCUCCCCGAUUCUCUACCUGCCACACUACAAGAGCUGGACCUGACGGGCAACAGCAGCCUUAUGCUGGAGCACAAAACCCUCAACCUCUUCAGUCAUAUAACUACUCUGAAACUGGAUCAGAAGCCAUCCCUGUCUGCAGGAGACUCACAGGGGACAUCUACACUGUGGGAUCAUGGCUACGCUGAGAUGAGCGGCCAGAGGAACAAGUUAUGUGUCUCUGUGCUGGCAGUGGACCGUUUUGGGGACAGCAUGGAGGCGGCUUAUGCAAUCUUUGAUGGCGACCGCAAUGAGGAAGUACCACGGCUCCUCCAGUGCACCAUGGGAGAUGUGCUGGCUGAGGAGAUCCAGCACAGCAGUGUGGACAGUGUGUAUAUGUGCAACACUUUCCUCACCUCACAUAGAAAGCUGGGGAUGGCUGGACAGAAGCUGGGGGCGUCAGGUCUGCUCUGUUACAUUCACCACGAGUCCUCAGAGCCAGGCAGCUACUUCAGCCUGACAGUUGCCAAUGUCGGCACCUGUCAGGCAGUGCUGUGUCGUGAUGGCCAGCCGCUGGCCCUGUCCAAGGUCUUUAGCCUAGAGCAGAGUGCCGAUGAAAUGGAAAGGGUCAAAACUGCCAAGGCUAUUAUCACUGAGGAUAACAAGGUGAGUGGUGUUACAUGCUGCUCCCGACUGUUGGGUUGCUCCUACCUGUCUCCUUGGGUAUUGCCCAAGCCCUGGGUACGCACCGAGCCCCUCUGUGCACAGGACGAGUUCCUGAUCCUUGGGAACAGGGCACUCUUUCAGCGCUUGUCCUACCAGGAGGCAGUAAAGACUGUGCUGGCUGUCCGAGAUCCCCGAGCUGCUGCCAAAAAGCUCUGCACACUGGCCCAAAGCUAUGGGUGCCGGGACAAUGUUGGGGCAGUGGUGGUGGCCCUGCAUAUCGGGGAGGACAGCUGUACCUGUGAGCCUCCUCUUACGACUCUCACAACUGAGAUCCGAGGAACGCCUGUACUUACCUCUGUCCCCAUUUCUGUGCCACCUGUUGACCCAGCCACGCCUUCCUCAAGCAGUGGGAUUGCCUCAGAAUUCAACAGCGAGACAUCUGCCUCGGAGGUAGGCAGCGAGGCUGGUUCAACAGCAUCUGAUGAGCACCCUUCUUCGGGUCCGAACGCACGACCGGAGCGCCGCUGCAGCCUGCACCCGGCGGCCACUAUCUGCAAUGCUGGGGUGGUGGGUACUGGCAAUCUGGGACCUGGAGCUCAUCAAGCUCUGUUUCAGCGCCAGCCAUCAUCUGCCACCUUCUCAAGCAAUCAGUCGGACAACGGUUUGGACAGCGACGAUGAAGCUCCACUAGAAGGCGUCAUUUCCAAUGGGAGUAAGUUGGAAGUGGAGGUGGACAUCCACUGCUGUGCUUUUCAACUGCGCUCUGGGCCUCCAGACAGCCCUAAAGAGCUGGACCUCCGCCAUGACUCUCGAGGUUCUGACUACAACAACAGUAAGGUGCGUCGGCAGAACAGCGUGGUUGUGUCAGCUACUAACGGCUGUCUUCUUGCGGUAUGCGGUAGAGAGAUUUCCGACCUGAAGAAAUCUCCGUCUACUUCCAGCCUCUUUGGGAAAAAGCUCUCAAACGGCUCCGUCGUGGCACCAGAGGACAGUCACAACAUCAUUGAGGUAGCAUUGGAAGCACCCAAGAAGAAAUCUGGGUAUUUUGCGGCACCGGCUCAACAGGACCCUGAAGAUCAGUUAGUCGUCCCUCCAAGCUUGGAACAAGACGUUCGGGAGCAGCUAAGAGGCCAGAGUCCUGUGGUUCCCGGACCUCCGCCCCUCUCGACACCUCCCACUAACAGAGAUCGUAACUGGGACCAUCCUCAGCCUGGUCUCCCUCCAGCCACCUUUCAACAGGAGGUCUAUGACACUGCACUUUAGUAGACGCUCUAGCGCAGCACCAUUCGACAGGCCAUCUGUGUGACAUAGUGCCAUAUCGUGCAGGCAGGUACGACUCCUCCUCCUCCUGCCCUGCUUGUGGAACAUUCCCGUUCCUGUUCAGCUCCGUCAUAGUGUGUGAAAGCCCUGCAUGUGCUUGUGGUAACAUCCACCCACCAACUAGGACUGGUCUGUGGUGAAUCCGAGGACCGAGGAGGAGCAGACAUGGAGAACAGGGGGGAAAAAGCGUACAGAACCAAUGAGCUUUCAGGACCAAUGAGACGAGGUCUUGAACAAAAAAAAAAAGAUGGGCUGUCCCUGACCAAAACUCACAGCGCGAGCUAGAAUACCUCAUAAACAACCUUGCAUAACUGACUUGCUACAUUCUGCCCUUUACGCCAGAAGACUUUUUUUGCUUAAGCAGGCUUUUAUCAUCUCAGUUUCUUCUUCACUGGAAGGUUACAGGGGCUAACCAUGACCAAAAGGUAAGAAAAGUGCCUUUUGCAGAUGGUUGUGGCUCUAGAGGGCCCUCACUGUUACCCAGUAACGCCAACUCUCUUUCUCCUGCCCACUGGAGGUUGUUGUGGUUGUUUAGCAGGUGUGAAAGGUGUGCCGCGAACCAGACCACAGUCUGAUGAUGUGAACCAGACAUAAGGACCAAAAUUUGGUCUGAACAAAAGAGGUGGUCUUAGUCUGGAUCAACUGAACCAUGGACCGGUUUAGACCGGUUAAAAAAAGACCGGUUAAAAAAAAAACCCUUUCUAGAUGUUUAAGACUUUUGGACCAAUUACACACAGUUGAUGCAAGCUAUAGUCACCUAUUAAAACAAUAGAAGAAGAAAAAGAUCAGGUGUUGUGCCAAAAUCUGACUCCCCUCACCCCCCUCAGCGUUCAUACUGGCAGGCGACAAGUUGCUUGUGUUGCUCCCCACGUUUGUCUCUUAUAGGUGUGUUAGAGGCUGUUCACACUGACGUAAGUGGGCAUGUAUCAGCGUUACUGGUUAGCAUGCUAGCAAGCUUCCUAUCAAGCUAUUUUUUGUCUCCGAAUUCCACCUCUAUUUGUGCAAAACAAUGCAUCAUAUAAAAUGGAAAGAGCAAAAACAGCAGUUAUAAUCCUGUCUCUUGUGUUUAGAACCGUUUACUCUGCUGGGGAUAUAAAUAAAGUAUAGUAGAGCCCUGUCUGGACGGGAUUAGUUUCUCAGGGGGUCCUGGGGUCAUUUUCUCUUUUAUGGGGGUCCUCUGUGAUUUUAUUCCUGUCCGGAGUGCACAUCUCUGAGUUUCGUCUCCUCGCAUUUAAUAAAAUAGCUAUUUGUCCACUGCCGCGCACCGUAAUUACACUUUAAUGGCAGGUGUUUCCACAGAGAUCCACGUAAACACAACAGUAAGUGGAAAUGGAGGAGCUACUGAAUGCGAUGUCAUGUGACCGAGAAAGCCAAAAACCUUUUUUUAAUUGCAGUCCGGAUGCAGGGUUUUUUUUACCACUGAGGAGAAGUCUGAAAUAUUUUUUUACAGACGUCCCCCUGAGAAACUAAUCCCGUCCAGAUAGAGGCUUAGGAAUCAAAAAUCCACAGAACAGAUACUGAAACCUGCUUUUUUAUAAUUGGUCUGAGAAAUUUGCUCGGCCAAUCAGUGUCUAAUGUUGCUUAACCACAUCAUAAUCUCUGUGCCAACAAAUUGGGCAAUCCAAUAGGAAAUAAAUGGUUGCCUGUUGCUCUUGUCACCUUACAGUGUGAACACAGAGUUAGCAUGCACAUGCUUCACACAGCAGUAUUUAGAAACAGAAUUACUGUAAAAGGAGUCUGAGGGGAAUCUGUUAUGCUCAUUCUGGCAGGGAUGCAGAAUUUGGCACAACACCUAGAAUGCGAACUCGCCCAACUUUCUUCAACAUUCUACAAACCAAUCAGUGUGAAGUAUAGGGAGUCUCCGCCCACAUAUGUGAUAAGGACAAGACGUAACAAAGUUCUUCAGGGUGCUCAGUCUAAACUGCAAUGUGAAACCAAAACAAACCGGACCAAAUGUGAUCUAUACAAUGUUUCAAACACAUUAACCUUGGUUCAGACUGUGGUCUGUGGUCAUUUUAAAAGAAAAAAUGUUGUGGAAGGAAAAAAAUAAGCUUUUCCCAAUCUCUAUUUCUCCUGGUCUUCUCAUUGGAGUGCAACUGAACCAUUUUUUUAAGCCAUAGGGUAAUGGAAGAUAACAGGCGCUGCUACUUAGCCUGUUUGGCAUACAUGCAACCCUGAACCUUCUGCACAAUGGAAGAGAGAACAAUGCACCCCUCAUCAAUCAGUGUGAACUUUGAAAGACCCUUCCCUUCUCCAAGUCCAUCUGGAUCUAGAGAAGUAAGGGUGGCCACAGUGGACGUGCUAUAGUGUUGGUAAGAGUGAGAUUGAGAUCAGAAAGAGAGAGAGAGAGAGAGGGGGGAAAUUGAAUUUGUCCUCUGUAUGUGUCAUAUCACCGGAAGCCCAAUUCACUGGGGAAGCAUCAUCAUAGCUCAUUGGCUAAGGCCAUUUCGAUGGGGAUCAGAAAAGACCUCAUUAACUCACACUAACUGACUGAUUUCACAACGUGGUCUUGGGAUACUUGCUAGGAAUACUUGAAGCGUGCCAUGAGAGACUUAGAGGCUUAGAGCACUGAUCUAAGAAAGAAAAAAUAUUAUUGUAUAUACUGAAAAUACUUAAAAAUGACUUAAUGAGUUAUUUUUCAUCUUAUACCUGAACCGGUAAACUGAACAAACUACUAGUAUUGUGUCAUAUUGUGAAAUAUGACGAAACUGAAUUAUUUUUUAUCAAACAAUGUAUGAAAUGAUACAAUAUAUGAUACCCAUGUCAUAUACAGUAUUGUGCAGAGUGUGCUUCUGUGUGUACGCGCGUUUGUGUGUGUGUGUGUGUGACACCAAGUCUUAUUUCAAGUCUUAUUAAUAUGUUUUCAAUAUAUUAUAUUUUCCCAAGGCAAGAAAUGGAAAAGAACAGAUACAAUAAGUAUCUCUUAAAUCAGAAUGAUAUCUUGGGCGCUAGGUAUCUGGAGGGAGAGCGUUUUCAGAUUUUUCAGUCAAAAAGGUUAAAAGGGUUUUGGAUUUUACUGGAAUGAAUGAGCCAGGCUGUGUGAUCCUAGACUGAGGAGACAUCUGGUGGUGGUCCAUGUUAACAGCAGCAUUCUUGCACAGAGCAUAUUGGUUUAGAAUUUUGAAAUUGGGACGUACACUGUUAUAGUUAAUUAUACUGUAGUUCUUAAUCAGUUGCAAUUCAUUUUUAUAAUGGAAACAGUUGACAUUACUGAAUUGUCUUAAAUUUAAAGCCAGAUGAAGACUAUCCAAUGCACACUGUCUCUGCUUUGUUAAAAAGAAUAUAUGCACACAUCAGAAUUAAUAAAUAAUAGGGGUGUAAUGAUGCACUGUGCUCACAAUUCAAUUCAAUUCACAAUUCUGGAUUCACAAUUCAAUUGCAAAGAAAAUGAGGUGAUUUGUUUUUUAUUUAUUAAGUGCAAAAAAAAUAAAAAAUGCACUGUGCAUAAAUACUGCUUGUAUCGUUUACUGCUUGUGCUGUUUAAGUGGACAGUAACAAAGGAAAUAUAAUUCAUUACACUAAUAGGUUUUUGUAUUAAUUUGGCUGCAUUCAAAAUUCUUAAUUUCCUUAAAUUCAUACUUUUCACUCCACUACAUUAUUGGAAAUUAUUGAUUGUUAUAUUUGGCGGGUGGGUGGAGGAUCUGUCAUGUCUCCUGGCCCACGAGAGUCAAAUCCUGGAGAGGCGAAACUUGUGCAUUGACCACGGUGAGCCCCCCAACCCCCACACAGUCAAAAAAAGCGCUUGUGUGAUUGACUUCAGUCAAAAAUAAAUGACAUAUCCUCCACCCUUUGCUUACGCCCAAUGGCUCUCCGGCUUGCACUAUUGGGAUUGAGACCUUUGGUGUUUAAACAACAACAUUUCACAAACAAAACAUGGAAUCGUGAAUCGUGAAAUUUUCCAUUGCAAUGCAUUGUGCAACAAUGCUUUGUUACACCCCUAAUAAAUAUAUAUUAUUUAUAGAUAUUUUUGUUAUAGAUUUGACAGGGACAUGCCACUAUUUUCGGUUUUUGUUUUUCUCAUGUUUUGUCACUGGACAAUAGACUCCCAUCUUCUCCACAUUCUACUUACAGUAGGCGAGUCAUUUGCACACUAUGUACACUGAACAAUAUACGUCCAAUAUAUGUUUGUGGAGACCCCUUCUAAUUAAAAAGCAGCCAUUCCGCUGUUUUAGGUGGCACCUAUUGCUGACGCAAAUUUGAAAAUCUAGUCCCUGUAGAGUCCUAAGUAUUGCCAAAAGAAUAGGACACUGGAGCAGAUAAUUAACAUGAAAUUAUUGGUACCAUAUGUACCAUAUGCCCAGCAUUAAGGCAUUAUUGAACUGAAUGAUCCAUCCAAUACUUUUGGAUGGCAUGACUAUAUAUCACUCCCUAUCUCUUUAUUGCUGCAUGCAAUCAGAUCCUCAAAGCAAUGACCCAAAUCUAAAAUCUAGUAAAAUCCCUGGAAAUUAGAGACAGUUACGCUAUCUCUCUUUCUCUAACAGUCCUAGAUUCUGUAGAACAGAAACAGAAACAUUAUCAAAUGAGUCAGCAUUCCAACAGUUUUUGGGACUUUUUUGUAUUGUUUUUUUUUUCAUAUAAUUUCAAGUCUAAAAAAUGUUUUUACAGUGCUGUAUUCUUUUGGCUUUUAUAAGAGAGUCACCUAUUGUAUGUAGAAUCCCUGAAUCUAAAUUAUGAGUAAAACACUAUACUAAACUAAAGACAGAGGAGUGAUUGGAGUGAGAUUGAAAUCUGAAGCGCAGAAACAUUCCACCUGAACCGUAGAUUAUCCUCUGCCUGUAUCUGCACUUUGUCAAAGUAUUAUAUUUCCAUUUAGAAGGAGUUUAUUGUGUUUUUUGUGGUCAUUUUGAGUUUCAGGUUUAUUUCUGUUGAAGUCGUGGGCUUGCUGUCGAGUGCCCGCUGUGCCAACGCGCUUUUGUUUCCAGACUUACUGUUUUACUGAGUUACACAGAUCAGUCGUGUCCUAAUCUCAGCAUAAUUUUCUUACUACAGGAAACUGAUAGUCACUUUUUCUGAAGUCGCUCGUGUGGCUGUGCAGUGCUUUAGCAGGCUGCCCGUGGAUUAAAGAGACACUUGUAUCAUGCAGUAAAGCUUCAGACCAAAUUCUGCUGUUCUCGUGCCAAAAGGGGUCCAUUUUAAAAGGGAUGUGGCAAUCGAGAAGGGGGUUGGAGCCACCCAGCAUGACUAGUGCUUCUUUCAGCUCUGCCAUAGCCUUAAACAAGGUUCAUUCCAACGUUCGCUCCAAUUUCUACCAAUGCUGUUUCUUAGCUUUGUAGUCAGUAGGUCAGUUAUGGUUUGUAAACACUAGUGUCAAUGUUUAUUUCUACAAUAUUUAGACCAAACAAUGACUCGAUUUGAUGCGAUUUGAUUUAAAACAAUCAACAGACAUCUAAAAAAUUUCCCACAUAUUGCCUAGACUUAAAAUUAUGGUAUGCACUGAUCAGCCAUGACAUUAAAACCUAGUCUUGUUCAUGUCUCCAAGUACCACACCAGCCUAAGUCAUGAAAGAUGUCUUGUGGAACCUCCUAGUGCAUUAUUCCUUAAAGUACUUUUGGUAGAUACUGACCACUACACACCAGUAAUUCCCCACAAGACCUGCCUGAUAUUCUGGAGAUAUUCCAACCCAGCCAUCUAGCAGUUCAUCACAGUUUGGUUCUUGUCAGAGUUUAUGAUUUUAUGGUCCAAAUCAGUUGAUGAGUUUGAUUACUUGGAGCGUUUUCUCCCUCUGUUUGGUUUGGUUUCACACAGGCAUGAACCUAAACGCAGCAAAAGGCGCACCAAUAGGCCACCAAUGCGCACCAAUUGUUGCUUCAACACAUCAACUACAAGAACUGACUGUUCACUUGCUGCCAAAUAUUUAAAUUCCACCCCUUGACAGAUUUGAACCAGAGCCAUUUGAACCAGAUCAAUGACCCUAUAUAUAAUUUAAAUACUUAAGAUCCAUAAAGUGACAAGUGUUCAUGCUAAGGCUGCACCAAAAUGAAAAUUCUUGACUGAAACAGAACAAAAUUAAACAACCAUAUGCAGUAUACUGAAUACCGAACACCUUUUUUCAUUGUUUCUCCUUAAAUAUUGCCACUUAUUUUACCAUUUUGUUAAAUAAAUAGCGUAUUUUGUCUUGCUUUUUGAAGAAAACACUACAAUUUAAAACAUAUUUAUUGAACACUACACAUUUUUAACAUCCUAGUUUUUUUUUUUUUUUACCAUCAAAAGCAUUAUUAUUUUUAUAAAUUAUUCAGUCUAUCCACUUAUUCAUUAAUUUGAACACCAGAAAUGCAUUUUUAUGUACUUUACUUAGCAGUGCUUUUAAUGUUAUGGCUGAUUUUGUAUAUUAUUGUAUAUAUACAAUGGAGUAUUAUGAUUAUGUUAUAGCUGGAUGCUUAAUGGAUCGUUUUGUGUUCUGUGUCGCAAUGGGAAAAGACCUUGUUCAACAAAAGCACUUUGCAUAUAGUUUAAGGAACCAAUACAGAUAUUAAUAUGUCAUAUAUUUGUGAUAGCCUACACUGUAUAUUAGCUAUUUGUUGAAAUGCACAUACACACAUAGGCCUUGAGUUGUGAUUGCUGUGGCUGCUUGUGGCCAAAUAUUCUUCUCUAAGAGAAAGUACUUAAGGAAAUGAUGGAGAGAUAAUAUGUUCGAAAGCGGUUCUGUGUGAGGCAGGGAUGGACCGGGACUGAUGAUGUAAUGCAUGCUGAAUUACAGUAAUUGUUAUGAUAAGCAAAACAAUUGUGGAGCAUUUGACUGUUUUAAAAUGAGGUUUGUUAGAUUAGGGCUGCGUCCCAAUUGAAAUGAAUGGUACUGCACACUAAUACUACGCAGACAUGCCAAGAGCUUAAAUUUGUGAGUGAUAAUUUGUAUAAUAAUUUGAUCAUUGCAUUAAAUGAGCACGCUAGCUAGUGUUCAACCCCACUUACAAGAUAACACUUAACAUCUAACACUAAAUUUAACACUUAAAGGUUAAGUUUACUAUACAUAGUUAGAGUGAGGUUAAAUUCAACAGUCAUUUACAUUCAACUAAGAAUUCAGUUAAAUUUAAUGGAAUUUUUGUUUUUGUCCCAUUUUUCUCCUCAAUUUAUAUGGCCAAUUGUCCUCUCCUCGUCUCUCAGGGCUCCGGCAGCUGAUGGCAAGCUGCAUGACCAGGAUUCGAAUGAGUAGUCUCUCGAUCAUAGUGGCAGCGCUUUAGCAUGCUGGACCAUUCAGAGCCCGUUUAAUGAAAAUUUAGUUAAAUGUCAGUUGAGCAAAGAUGAGCAAUUUAACUUUUAUCUAUAUUAAAUACUACCUACUCACAAACUAGUUAUUAUUAGCAAUUUGUUUCCAAUUGGGUAAAGCUUUCAGUUUAGACUCUCAGCUCGAGCCGAGACGAGUUUUAACUUCAUAUUUACUAAAAAAUGUGAAUAUGAAGUAUUGAGAGACUCCGCCCACAUAGCUGAUGAUGACAGGAUGUAAUAAUGUUCUUUAGUUCGCUCACUUAACUGCAGUGUGAAACCAAAACUAACCGGAUCAAAUGUAAGUUAUCUAAUGUAACAGACUUUGGUUUGGACUUUCAGGUGUGAAAACGCCUAAAUUAACCACUUUUGACACCAAUCUUUACGUCUAAACUAAUGACUACUAAUCAAUGCUCAAUUUUGGGACGCGCCCAAAGUCUACAAACUACAUAUAACUAACAAUGAACACUUUGGCACAAAAUUCGACACCAUUACCCAAGAGAGUAGUCUUGUUUUUGGUGCAUCAUGAAUGAUACUCACGCACAGAUACACAGUAUACACAGAGAUACAGUCCGAUAUACAUGUCCCUCAUUGCAUUACUGCAUCACUGCUGGCAUGACGUUACCUGUUUACCUUCUCAGACAUGAUAUAUGCAAUGUAGUGUGUGUGUGUGUGUUUGAGUGAGUGUGAACGACUGUGGUCUUACAGCAGUGUGGUUUAGCCUUCUAAUGUACGUCGUAUAGGAAUAGUAUUAAAACUGCAGCUUUCAAGAGCUUUUCCUGCCUGAGUUUGGUACACUAUAUGUCCAAAUGUUUGUGGACACCACUUCUACUAAUCUAAUACAGAAUGCAGCAAUUUAGUUAUUUUGCGUUGAACAUAUUGCUGCUGACACAGAUGUGCAAAUAAAUGCACACAAACACACAGCUUGUCUAGUACUUGCAGUACAGACAUAUAGAUAGAUAUACAGACAUAUUUCAGUUAACAGCUUUUCUCAGUCAGUUUUAUGAGGUAGAGUCACCUGGAAUUCAGGCUUUCAGUUAACAGCUGUGCUGAAUCUCUUAAUAAAGUGUUUGAGAGCAUCAGUUGUAAAGUAAUGAAGAGGUAGAGUUACAGCUAUACAGUGAAUAGUGAAUAUUUGAGUAAUGUUCUAAUCCAGAUUAUGGCAAGAACUACUGAACUAGGUAAGGAAAAAAAAUACCAAUGAAAAAAAAACAACAGAAAAAUUAUAAUGAUGAAACUGGCUCUCAUCAGGACCUCCUCUGUUGCACAGGAUAAGUUAAUCAGUUGUACCAGCCUCAUGAACCACAAGUGAACAGCCUAAAUGCUUCAUAGAGUAUUUAUGUUGAUUUGUGUAACACUUUUAAGUUACUACAUGUGUUCCUUCAUAGUCUGGAUGACUUAUUAAAACAUAUAUAUAUAUAUUAAAAUGUAUAUAUAUAUAUAGCAGCAUUUAGUACAGAAUUAGAAAUCCCUCUGGUACUGCCUAGUGUUUGCAAUUAGCAAGGAGGUACCAUAAACAUCAAUGAGUCUCUCUUAUUCAGUUGUCUCUUUUAAAUUAAUAGCAGUAGCAUUGCUGAUUUGGGAGGGGACAAAAUAUCCUCAUUAAUGCAACAUCUAGUAUAUUCAUUCUAAAAACAGAAAUACAGGGGUCUGGUAGGUUUGCUGGAUGUAGUUGCUUUCUACAUCUUUACAGAACAAUAUACUCAAAAACACAUACAUUUAUUUACAUUAACCUGCAUUAAAAGUCACCACAGAGGUUUCCAAAUCCCCACAACUUACAGAAUGUUCCUUUAAUAAAAAUAUUCUCCCAUUUCAAUGCCUGAAUAUUCUUAAUACUUAAAAGUUGCUCUCUGUUCACAUAAUUGUGCUAUUAUGUUAUCAUUAUUAUCUAAAAUAUCACACAAAUAAUUAGUCAUCAUGACAGGCCUAGUUAUUGCAACAUAUGCAGGAUAAACACUAAGCAGAAACACUAAAUAAGCAGGUGUCCUAAAACUUUUGUCCAUAUAGUGUAUGUUUGCAAUUCUGUUCCUUGUUUUGCCAAGAUGUGCUGUGUGCUUCCCCCUGCCAAACUGCACUGCAGGCCUGUGCUGGGUCUGUUUUAGUGAGAGUAAAUUCUAGCCAAGAUUUCUUUGCAGAUAGCCGAUGUUUAAGCGUCAAAUGUCACAUUUAUUUAAAAAAGUCAUGAUUGAGAGUGAUAUGGGAAAAUGAAAAUGGUUUAUUUUUGAGAGUUGCUGAGGAAUGAGUGGCCACAGGUAUAUAGUAUAUUAUAUGCACAAAUAUAAAUAUAAAUGUAAUAAUAAUGUUUCAGAAAUUCCCUUUAAAAGCUUCUGGGUUUGAGCGCAGGUGUUCUGAUUACGACUGCUGUGUGAAUAUGCGUAUAUACGGUACAGUACAUACAAUAUACAUAGUAUAUUGUACAUAGUAUAUUGUACAUACAAUAGUACACAGGCUGUUUAUGCUGAUGUUUUACAAUUGGGCCAUACUAAGGCCUGAAACAUACUCAACACAAGGAUACAAACGCAGACGCUUUGAGCUGUGCAGACUGGGUUUCAAGCUUAGUUGUGUGCAAAAAUGAAUCAUGACAGACAAUACACUUUAUUACGCAGCAGAAGCUCAAACUGCAUAGCUAUCUUUUCCACAAGGGGGGCGCUACAGUAAGAGGAAAGUUACCUUUAUGCCUUUUUGGUUUAGGUCUUUUGUUGUCAAAGACCCUGUUUUUAAACAUUUAACCAUUUAUCCAUGAAACCAAUCAACGAGCACAAGCUAAAGAUGUUUUGUUUUGCAAAUAAAUUAACUAAAUGUAUGUUCUAUCUUAAAUUACAUUGGUUGAUCUACAGUAUCUAUAUAUUGGAAGAAUAUUUGCGGAUCUAAUCCUUCACCAACAUGAGGGUUUCCUGAAAGCAAAAUAUAAGAUCAAUAAUCUAUACAGAGCCAGUCUACUUAAAUGUAGGAAUUCUUGCAUUUCAUAUACAUUUCAAGUCUUAAGUCAUAUUUUAUUGAUUUUUGUUCUAUUGUUGGCUUUAAUUUAAUGUAUUAAAGAAAAAAAGUAUUGGAUAGUGUGCUGUCACAUUGAGAAUUUGAAGUACUGUACAACAGCAUCAAAAACGAUUAACCUUUUAUGACGUAGCAUCCUCGAAAGUAGAAAUGUGUAUAAAUGGCAGACGUUUAUCCUCGUCUUGUUUAAAGGCACCAUGAUUUGUCCUCUAGCACCCCCUGGAGAACUGAGUUUUUUAAUUGUUACAGUACCCUAAGAGCACACACUAAGUUUAAACAUUGGACAGAACGUUGGACAGCUGUUGGUAUUUGUGUUUGCAUCCUUGCUUUGAGUGUGUUUUUGGACUAAUAGUGUCUAAGAGUCUCUUUCAGUUUAUUCUAAACCGUUUUUUUUUUUAGUGCAAACGGUAAAAAGUUUGGACACACCACUUCUUAUUCAGUGUUUUUUCCUUAUUUUAAUCAAUUCAACAAAUGCAUCAUGUACUCAUCAUAAACUAUUUCCAAACUUAUAAAUUCAUCCCAAACCCAUCCCAAACUCAUAAAUUAAUUCCAAACCCAUCCCAAACUCAUUAUAAACUCAUCAUAAACUCUUAAAUUCAUCCCAAACCCAUCUCUAACUCAUUAUAAACUCAUUAUAAACUCAUCCCAAACGCUUAAAUUCAUCCCAAACCCAUCUCUAACUCAUUAUAAACUCAUUAUAAACUCAUACCAAACACUUAAAUUCAUCCCAAACUCUUAAAUUUAUACCAAAAUCAUUAUAAACUUAUCCCAAACUCUUACAUUCAUCCCAAAUUCAUCAUAAACUCAUCCUAAACCAGAUCAGUUGAAUUGUUCCUUCAUAGUUUUGGUAUCUUCUAUAUAAUAAUGUACAAUUGUAUAAAAUAAUGUAAAAAGAGAAAGGGUGUGAAGGGCUGUGUCCAUACUUUUGAAUUGUACGGUAACCUUGAAGGAAUAUGUGAAGCCACUGUCUUUUUAUUUUAUUUAUUUUAUUAGAUUUUAUUAUUUUUUGCCUGUGAGUAAUUCUACUGCCUGAUUCUGACUGACUGUCGGAACUGAGACCGUGCGGAUGCAGAUGUGAUUCUGGUUUUGGGUUUUAUUUUUAAAGAGAGAUUUUAUUGCUUUGAAUGUAAAAAAUCUUUUUACUCCUCAUUCCUGAGUCGACACUUUUCCUAACGACUUGCUCUGGACACGUGCGGGGGUUCAGAAGGUGUCCCGAUUCAUUUGACAUGUGACCAAAGUUUGAUCUCGCUAUCAUUUCUGUACAUUCUUCUUUUUUAGAGAUGCUUGAAUAUUUUCUCUCAAUGCCAAGAAGCUGAGGUUUAUUUUUGUACUUCAUUGGUUCAUGCAGAUUUAUAGGUCCUUCAGUACCGAAUCUAGAAUAUAAGGUUCUAUGGCGUUCCCUCACCCCAUUACAAACGGAUUUUGGUUAGGAUAAUAACAAUAAUUAAAUUAUGUAUUUAAUGUCAAAAGCAUGCCCUAUAUAAAUGAAUUACAUGUAAUAAAACUAUAUGAACAUGUGAUUUACUUUGUACAAAAUGACAAAUGUUUAUGUUUAUAAGGCAUUGUUUUAAAUAUCCAAAGCAUAAUGUAUAUGAUAUUUUUAUGUUUUUAUUUGAGCAUGCAGAAAUCUGCUGGAGGUUUUAAUUCUGUUCUAUUUAAAGCCGUUCAGUUUUAGGGGAUUUGUUUUACUGAUUUUGGGACGAAGCCCAAACGCGAGCACUUUUGCUGUUAGUCAGCGAGACCUGUGUUCCUCCGGAUUUUGAGGGCGAGUGGUGGCUCAUUAUUUCAUUUGAGAUGCUGCUAUGACUAGUUUUGAGCAGAAAAGCUGUAUUUUUAAUUAACUUUUCAGCAAAGUAGCAAUAAAAAUUUAUACUGUGAAA